Messenger RNA from Cynoglossus semilaevis (tongue sole), 3483 nucleotides. RefSeq names its product adapter protein CIKS-like. Bases 2753 to 3382 code for a protein of 209 amino acids. Lineage: Eukaryota; Metazoa; Chordata; Actinopteri; Pleuronectiformes; Cynoglossidae. The record is from RefSeq and is a predicted model, not a curated record. Gene Ontology annotation, biological process: humoral immune response; positive regulation of canonical NF-kappaB signal transduction. The transcript is spliced from 7 exons.
ACAUGGGAUGAAAACCAUUAUCAGAAAAUUGAAAUCAAUGCAGUGAAAAGAACAAACCAUAACUGAGGUAUAGAGGAAAACUUGUAAGUGAUGUGUUUUUUAUUAUAAUAAUUAUAAUUGACACACGACCCAUGUCAAUGACCAGUCUGGAUUUGAAGUGUGCUAAAUCAACUAUGUCAAACUCAAGGCCCGUGGGCCGGAUGUGGCUGUCACAUCAUUUUAUGUAGCCCCCCAGAGAUUAUCAUGCAUACGCUUGCCUUAAAAUCUUCGUUGCACCAAAAGUCCCUCCAGCUUAACAUACCAUCUCAGCAAACAGCAUGUAUUUACAGAAGUUUCAACAUCAGGUCAGACGCCCAGUUUGCGUCAGACCAACCUGACUGAAUAUAGGGCAGUAAAUAAGUCUACAGAUAAGAGGCUGACUGAUUUUUAUACUGAUUGUGAGGAGCUGUAAACUGUUGAGGACAUCAGCUUCACCAAGCUUUGUUGCAUGUAAGUUAAGAUGCACAAUGAUGACUGGAAUCCACCAACUCCAUGAAGUUCAGAGGUAUAGUUUUUCAAUGCAUUUGAGUUAUAGUUCCUUAAUAUAACAACGUGUACAUCCACCUUAAAAACAUUUCUUUUCCCUCCACCUCAGAUUUUCCCGUGGGAAUAACUGCAGGCCUUUUUCUCCCUCAUUUCAUUUCAUUAUGUAGCUCAAACAAUUCAUUAUGGACUAUAUGCAAAUCUUCAAGUACCAGCACGACACCAUACAGGUUCAGGAGGAGUCAAACACAGCUGUAUAUAAAGUAUAAUAACGUGUCAGUGAUGAAUGUGUUCCUUUAUAGAUCGUUUUUAUCCUGAUUUUCAACCAACUGCGACCUUCUUUAAUAAGCUCUAGUGUCUUUAGCCAAGUGAAAUGAAAUCCUAGUCUCACUGUGUCUUUUAACUGUCUUACAUUCUUGUAUUCAUAUGUUAACAAUAACAGAAUCAGCCUGAGCUCAACUUUCCUGGUUGAACAGCGCAGACACUUCAGCCCUGCCUCUGAUUGGCUUAGCAGCAGCAAUAGGAGAAUUUGCAUAUAGCAGGUUUUUGACACACACAAGCCUCGGCACCGACAGGAGGGUAAAGAAUCUUGCAGCUAGGACAGGUAAGUGAAGGUUUCUCCUCUUUCUCUCUCUCUGUAUUGGGAAUUCUUUACAGUCAUGUUCACCAUCUGACUGGUUAAAGUUUUAGCGUGAUAAUUGUUCUGCCAUCCUUAAAAGAUUCAAAUGAAAUGUCUGACAACUAUACAAAUAUAUCAAUAUAUCUAAACGACACUUCUCUCUGUCUGCCACCUCCUGCAGGUUGACGGCUGCAGCGACCUGGAGAUGAUGGCAAAAUCUGAAAAACAACUAGUGUUCUCCACUGCAGAUGAAUCCAAAACAUCCCUGCAACUUUCCAGCCCUGAAGUCACAGCAAACCAGAUUUUUUACACCAGCCCACAAAAUGUAAAACUCACAGCAAGCUGUUUCAUAGAUGCACAGCGUCGAUGCCAAAGCCAGUACAGUGGCGGGCAACUGAACCCAGAGCUGAGGAGUUACUCAGCUCCUGCGGCGCAACAUUUAGAGCUGGUGCGCCACACACUGCCACAACAUUCAGGGGCAAGUUUCCAUCAUUCCCCUUCUGGAGCCUCUCGCUCAUAUCCUGCACACAUCAGGUCGUGGGAGGUGGGAGGGGAGGGCGGCUGCAGGGACUUUGGAUCAAACCUGUGGUCGACAGCAACAACAGAGCCAGCAGCUGGGUAAAAGAGUUGAAAGAUGUCUUAAAAUGAAUUUACAUUUAAAGACGAGCAUUCUGUUGGAUGUUUACUGUAUGUUUUGGGAGGGCUCUCAGGGGGCAACAUCCACACCACCCUCAGCUUCAGAGUGACGAUGAGGAGCUUGAGCCUCCACUGCCGCUGAGAUCUGAUGAUGAAUGGCCACAUUUAAGUCCCUGUCUACAUCAUCACUACUACAACUAUGGCUUUCGUCCACAUCUGGACUUCAGGCCUCAAAGUGCCGCAGCAGGACAUUACAACCACGGUCUGGUGCACAGUUUCCAGCCUCAACUAAACCACUACCGUCCUCCUGGAUAUGACAUAAGAACCAGGAGAGAUGUCCAAACAUGGCCUGAUGAUGACCAUGGGAGGGACGGCACAGUUCAGGCAAAGGUCUCUGUGAAUGUGCCGCAGUUCUUCAUGCCUCCCGUGGGGGGCGUUUCACAGGUCAGUGUGAAGAACUUGAGCUCAGAGGAAGCAGAGGCAGGUGGAUCACAUCCACAAGAGAGAAGAAGAACAGUCAGUCUGCCUGAUGAGUGUCGUAAGUCCUUUUGUUUUACCGCAGUAUUUUCAGAUUUUGGAGUGAGGGCUAGAGGCCCAUCUCACUUUGGACUAGAAGGCCGUAAAACGGUUAAUUUUGAGCUAUCUUUUUGGGUGAGAAAGUGAAGAGUAGAAAGAAGGUACAGAAGCAGAGGUAUUUCACACUUGGUGGGACAACUUGUCCUGGGCACAGGGCCAUGGAGCAUUCUUUUUAUGGAAAAAUAAACACGAUUAAGUCGAUGGUACUGCUGGGUGUGUCGCUGAUUUUAUGCGUCUACAAACCUGCCAGUCCUGUUCAGGGUUUGAGGAGAAUCAUAAAAACUUGGACUCCUCUGCGCAUCCCUCCCUUUACCAAGGACAUGUGUGACGUACAGUGGCCUGGUACAAACCAAAACACAGACAGACUUUCACUGAGUAAGGAGCCAUUGGUAACGGGACAUGGUCAACAUAAAUAAAUCCUGUGCGUAUUUAAUGUAUUACUGUAUCUGGUCUUUCAGCCAAAUUUGCACAAACAAAACACAUUGUGUCUUAUAUUUGACUGUGAUGUUUCUCCUCCUAGGAAACAUUUUUAUAACAUAUUCCUCAGAUGUGUCUUCUGAGAUGAUGCCUUUUGUUGACUUCCUCACAAAGCAAGGAUUUCGACCGGCCAUCGACAAUCAUGAAAACACGAUCAGAAGUAUGGACAUAAACAUGUGGAAGGACAGUCACCUGAGAAAUCCAUCAAACUUGGUCAUUGUCGCCAUCAGUCCAAAGUACAAGGCCGACAUAGAAGGAUCAGUGACGGACAGCCACGGCCUCCACAUUAAGUACAUUCACACCAUGAUGCAGAAUGAGUUCAUCCAGCAGGGGAGUUUGAAUUUCAGGUUCAUACCAGUCCUUUUCCUCAACGCCUCUAAGGAGCACGUCCCUGGUUGGUUGAAGAACACACAUGUCUACCGCUGGCCACAUGACAAGGAGGAUUUGUUACUGCGACUGCUAAGGGAGGAGCGAUACGUUCCUCCUCCUGUGCCCAUGGAGCUCACACUCAUCAUCAGGCCUGUGGCCCUGGGGUCUUCAGUCUCACUGUGACCUGUACAGAUGCACGAGUUUACAUAUGUAUCCACUGGGUUAUUGUCCGUUUCACGUUGUUCAAUAAAGUUAAUUUCCCUGCGUGUUAGAGUCAGAAUUUA